GCAGGCCAAACAUUCCAUCCCUGGAGAUGCUCCAAGAGGAGCAUCCAGACCUGUGUCCAGUCAACAGAAGCGACCGGCCACCGAGCCUGACUGACCAUGGCCCUGUCAGCUCUGUGGCGCCGCUCUGUGAGCUGGAGAGCAGCCCUGACCCGGCUCGUGCAGCUCUUCCGCUCCCCCCAAACCUCUGGCACCCAAGGCUCAGCCAACCUGCCUCCACCAGCCCCACUGGCAAGCAGCCCUGGUGUUGCUCUUCAAUCAAACACUGCCCGGGGGGGGGCCCAGGGCAGUGGGAAGCCGCUGGCUGGGGCAGACCAAAGUGCCCCCCGGGGUCAACUGCAGCCCUACCACCAUCAGGGCAGAGCAGUGGCCCCGGUCCCACCAGCGCGGCACAGCCAGCGCAGCCCUGCCAGCUCAGCCAACCCCUCCGGGACACCCCUGGGCAGUGGCAGCCCCCCACACAGGAGCACCCCCAUGGAUGUGGACGUCACCCCAGCGCUUAACAUCAGCCUGGCCAGUGACGUCUCCAUGGAGGAGGAUUCCCCCCGCCGCUGCGACCUCUCGCUGGCCAGUGAUGUCGCCAUGGAGGAGGACACCGCCCGUGGCUGCGACCUCUCGCUGGCCAGCGACGUCUCCAUGGCGGAGGACACCGCCCGCGGCUGCGACCUCUCGCUGGCCAGUGAUGUCUGCAUGGAGGAGGACGCCCCCCGAGGCUGCGACCUCUCGCUGGCCAGUGAUGUCGCCAUGGAGGAGGACACCCAGCAGCACGUGGGGACACGCCUGCCACCACCGCAGAGCAGCGUGUCCCCACACGACACCAAGCUGGAAAGGCGGGGGACAAAGAGGAAGGGGGGCUCUGAACCAGGGCCUGCCAGCAAGAUCAAGGCCACCGCAGCUGGGGCUGGGGCAGAAAGAUUGGCUGAGGCCUCUUAA
Messenger RNA from Corapipo altera (White-ruffed manakin), 930 nucleotides. RefSeq lists its product as uncharacterized. NCBI's taxonomy places the organism in Eukaryota, Metazoa, Chordata, Aves, Passeriformes, Pipridae. Bases 97 to 930 code for a protein of 277 amino acids. The record is from RefSeq and is a predicted model, not a curated record. The transcript has 2 exons.